GGUUACGUGUAAAGAAAUGUUGAAAGAAGUACAAUUAGUCGGAAUAGCGAAGAAGAAAGUAAAGGUAGCUUUUUACAACUUUUCUAGCUGGACCUGUAACGAAGAUUUAAAUAACACAUUUCGAAGAUUUCCUCUAAUUCGUCGAGCAAAAUUCAAAUGGUUCGGUCCACAGUUGCAGACGAGUUAUUUCGUUCGAAUGAACGUACGAAACGAAAGAUAUUUUUACGGCGAGUGUCGGACUAUUUUAGCUUUCGAGGCAUUGUAAGUUGAAUUUUAGUUGCGGUGUCGACAAAUCAUUGAUUCAGUGACAGUGAAUUUUCUUUUUUCUGGGUGUGAUGCGAAUGCGCAGAAACUUUGACGUCAAACGUUCCCGCUGAACGAACAGGACCUUCCGGCUGCCAUGGAUAUUGAUUUUCCUUGGGCUUCAAGGUUUCUGGAGCAGCUGUACCCAUCCAGCGCAGACUCCGGCUAUUCUCAAUAUGGCUGUCUAUUGUACCCAAAUCCGCUCGUUUUGCGUUGCAACGCGCUCGCCGCCAUACACCAGCAUGCGAUCAAUGCGCCAAGGACAUCAGCCGAUCGCAAUUUAAACAGCCGAAUUUAUUUUCGAAUGUGACGCGCUAGACGUUAUCAACAUGGCCGAUACAUGUACCCUGUCACGUACUUCCUGAUCGUCGCGUCUAUCUCCAUGGUCGUAAGCAUCAAUGGCCAACUGUUAACUACGGAACAUCGAACUCACGCAGCGUCGGAACGAGCAAACGAUUUAUGGUGUCAUCAGUGUGAUACAAUGGAAGAUGGAGAGAGAUGCGCCAAUCUGACCGGAAACUUCACCACUUUCGGGCACAAGUGCACUGGUGACAAAAGGACCUGUAUGGUAAAGCGAUUUUCUUACACUACCAGCACCGAAGAUUCAACGUCUAGUCCACAAACUUGGUCGGUGGAGAGAAAGUGUACUAACAAAUGCGACUCCGGAUGUAUAGUGGUCGGUGAACGAACAAAACUCUCCGCUUGCACCACUUGCUGCGAGAAAUCGUUUUGCAAUAUCGGUACCGGUGCUGCGAACGAUCUGACGAUAAGAGGGAUCGAUCUGUUUCUAGCUUUAGUAUUACAAAUUACAUUAACAAUUAUCAUGUAUCCGUCCUGACAUUGCAGACGAAGUAACACACGAAUGUACACGAGUGUACAUGGAGUUUCAUUCCUUAUGUGUUUCAUAAUAAUAUUACGAUGAAUAUUGAUUAAUAAGUCAAUAAAAUUACGACGAUAUCGAUAAUACGAAGCUCAGAAAUAAGAAAAUAAUAAUGAUGUUCUCGUUCUAAUGAUGUCGAUAAAUCAAAGAACAAUUGAUAAUAUAAAAAGGGGAUGUUCUUAAGAAUACGAUGCUCAUAAUUAUAAUAAUUACAAAUACAAUCAAAUCUACGAGAAUGAGAUUUAAAACACUGCUAAGUUAUUACUCGAUCGUUCAACGAACCAAUGUAAUUUAAAUUGUAAAUUUUAGAAAAAUUGUUAUAGCAAUACACUACCAAUAAAUUGUAUAAAGUAACAAA
This is a messenger RNA of Bombus terrestris (buff-tailed bumblebee), 1541 nucleotides long. RefSeq lists its product as uncharacterized. The coding region runs from base 644 to 1141 and encodes 165 amino acids. The transcript is spliced from 3 exons. The record is from RefSeq and is a predicted model, not a curated record. NCBI's taxonomy places the organism in Eukaryota, Metazoa, Arthropoda, Insecta, Hymenoptera, Apidae.